CCUCUUGAGUUCCUCCACUGUCAACUACAUUUCCUCUGCAUCGGAAUGGCAAAAGGAGAACGUGUUCCAAGUAGUGCGAUUGUCAGUGUAGAAUAGUUGAUAGUGUAUUAAUGUCUGGUGUUAUUAUUUCAUAGGAAAACAUUUACUCGUAUUUGCUUACCUGGGCGAGUGGAUACGUGGUGAGUAACCUACAAGGUCAGAUGGACAUUGGAUUAGGGAAAUCAACGCUCCCGCUCUAAAGAAAGUGAUACAUUAGAAGUAUGUCAUUAUCGCAACAUUUGAGCUUUGAUGUUUGAGGUUAACACGUUACAGUGUUUGUCCUGCGAAGUUAUUCGGCACUCUGUGUACAAUGUAGCGACAUUUAUGUAUUACUUGCAUGAAUGUAACAUGAUAUUUCGUUCGAUAUGACUAAUGUGACGCCAAGUAAAAGCGUAGAAUGGCUCCAACUCGAGUUGGAAUCCGGGGGAAGUUCGCUGCUUUUGUUGGACUGCCGAUCGCACGAACUUUAUGAAUCAUCCCACAUAGAAACGGCCAUCAAUUUGGCCAUACCAGGUUUGAUGCUGCGAAGGUUCAAGAAGGGCAACAUACCCAUCCGAACUAUCAUCCCGAACCACGAAGACAAGGAGAAAUUCGUUAGACGUUCUAAUACGGAUACAGUGAUUCUGUACGAUGAGUGCACUGUGGACUGGCAGGAUGGGGCCACUGGUUCGGUUCUGGGACUACUUCUUCAGAAACUAUGGGACGACGGCUGUAAAGCAUAUUACCUGGAAGGGGGAUUUGUGAAGUUUCAGACCGAGUACUCAGAGCACUGUGAGACCCUCCUGGACAGCUGCUGUCCCAGCUCCUCUCCUCCGCUGUCUGUCCUAGGCUUUGGAAGUCUCCGGAUUAGUUCCGACCUCUCCGAUGGUGAGUCGGACCGCGAGCCGAGCAGCGCAACCGAGUCUGAGGAGAGCCCCCUUCCCAACAACCAACCUGCCUUCCCAGUCCAGAUCCUCCCCUACCUUUACCUGGGCUGUGCCAAAGACUCCACCAACCUAGAUGUGCUGGGCCAGUACAACAUCAAGUACAUCCUGAACGUCACGCCCAACCUCCCCAACAUGUUUGAACAUGACGGCCUCUUCAAGUAUAAGCAGAUCCCCAUCUCGGACCACUGGAGUCAGAACCUGUCCCAGUUCUUUCCAGAGGCCAUAUCCUUCAUCGAUGAGGCUCGGUCCAAGCAGUGUGGCGUCCUGGUACACUGUCUGGCUGGCAUCAGCCGCUCUGUCACCGUGACCGUGGCCUACCUGAUGCAGAGGCUCAAUCUGUCACUCAACGACGCCUACGACUUUGUCAAGAGGAAGAAGUCCAACAUCUCCCCCAACUUCAACUUCAUGGGCCAGCUGCUGGACUUCGAGAGGACACUGGGGCUGCAUAGCCCGUGUGACAACCGCUCCUCGUCCAAUGAGCAGCUCUACUUCACCACGCCGACCAAUCGCAAUGUGUUCCAGCUGGACACGGUGGAGUCGACGUGAGGGACGGAGAAGAAAGGGUUUGGUUGCUAUGUUGUUUCAUCAGUGUCUCCAGGGUAUUUUGUAGCCUGACAGGAAAAGGAAAACACACCUGGCACUGCAGCUUGUGGAGACUGACAAGACUCACCUGUCAAGCAAGUGAUUUCAGUAUGGAUUUUCAUAGGACACGUUGCCCGCCAUUAUGCUUACAACAGUACAUCCUCUGUUUGGUCCAAGCUCUGUCUUAUGCCUUAAAGGGAUACUUUAGGAUUUUGGCAAUGAGGCCCUUUAUCUACUUCCCCAGUCAGAUGAACUUGUAGAUACAAUUUUUAGUCUCUGUGCCCAGUAUGAAGGAAGUUAGAGUACGUUUUGCGACCCAAUGCUAACGAACGUUAGCGCAAUGACUGGAUGUCAAUGGGUAUCAACUAGCAUGCCAGCAGUUACCAUAGACUUUCAGUCAUUGCGCUAACUCUAGUUAGCAAUUACGCUAACGCUAGUUAGCAACUUCUUUCAAACUGCACUCAGAGACAUAAAAAUGGUAUCGCCGAGUUCAUCUCACUCUGGGGAAGUCCCAAAAUCCCAAAGUAUCCCUUUAAUGUUUUAUUCAAGUAAUCCAAAAGGCUUAGUGUGUAAAAUAGUGAAUGAUGGUAUACAAUGGUUAUUGCAAGAAAUGUAAUUAUUAUGAGCUAACUCGAUGGUUUGACUGUUAUUUCAUAUUCACCCGCUGGAAAGUGGAUGUGUCAGUUGUUUUCAGAACAACUGUGGCUAAUGCCUUGUUCUGAAGGGAGAGGUUGGCCAAGCAGAAUGUGAAUCAAUGUUUUCUGGGACCAAAAGGAGAUGUUUUGAAUAGUACUCUUGCUGAGGGGACUGGGCUACUUUAAGUUGGCCUUGAAUGACUUUGUAACAUUCCUAUUGAUGACUGUUCUACACGUCGUCAUUUGCAGUUAACAUCAGAAGGGAGUGAUCACUGAAAACAUUUGCUGACAAGUGCUAUGUUAUGUUCUCUACUUUGCUGUCAUCUUUAGAGUAAACAUUUGUGUUUUCUAUUCCAUAAUGUAAGAAUGCAAUACAUUAUGUCAGAACAUUACAGUUUUACCUUUGUUGAAUUGAGAGGGUCACCCUCUGCAAAAUAUUAAAGAUGAAACACAUUUUUUUUUUUUUUUGCAAAGCUCUUGUAAAUUGUGAUAAUUAUAAUAGCAUUGCAUUGUUUGCAUGUAAUCAAGUUUAACUUCUGUAUACUGUACCUCUUCUGCCUGUUGUUCCUGUGGCCUUUACCAUACCUUCUAAGUUAACACUUAACUGUCUUUAACCAAGGACCUGGGUAUAGUAUAGUAUUGUCAUUUGCCAUGCUUGAAAUUAAUGACUUGUAUUAUCAUAGUUAUGAUCCAUAAUGGACAUUUUUACCUUGUUUAUUAAAUCAUGUAUAAGUCAUGUAUUGACACAAUCUUCAGCCUGCAGCUACUCUUCCUGUGGCGGAACCAUGUUAAGGGAAACACAUGGGGGGUAGAUCAUCUUAAUAUUGCAGAUCUGUUCUGUAUUUGCCAGUAAUCGAAGUUGAAUAUUUUAGCGAAUGAGAGACAGGAAAUGAAAGGAAACGCGUGAUAAUGAUGCUAAUGUGUUCUUACCUCACGGAGAGACAUUUUCAGGGAUUUUUAUACAACACAUCUGUAUCUUGUUAUGGCAUCUGAAACACAUCAAAGGGCUGUGUUUAUUUGGUAUGGGUUUGUAAAAGAUGUACAAAAGAUUAGCUUGGUAACGGGGGACCUUUUCUCUGAAUCAUGAAGGAUGUGAAAUUGACCCGAUUACAGUAUGUAUAGUGUAUGUAAAACUAAAUGUACAAGACAUUUAUGUACAAGUUUAUACAACAAAUAUAUUGUAUAUUUUUUACUUUCAAAUGUG
Molecule: messenger RNA, 3386 nt
Organism: Coregonus clupeaformis (lake whitefish)
Lineage: Eukaryota; Metazoa; Chordata; Actinopteri; Salmoniformes; Salmonidae
Product: dual specificity protein phosphatase 7
Exons: 3
Coding region: 405-1511 (368 amino acids)
Biological process (GO): negative regulation of MAPK cascade; protein dephosphorylation
Cellular component (GO): cytoplasm; cytosol
Molecular function (GO): protein tyrosine/threonine phosphatase activity; MAP kinase tyrosine/serine/threonine phosphatase activity
Source: RefSeq, a predicted model, not a curated record